This is a messenger RNA of Rhizophagus irregularis DAOM 181602=DAOM 197198, 897 nucleotides long. Lineage: Eukaryota; Fungi; Glomeromycota; Glomeromycetes; Glomerales; Glomeraceae. The record is from RefSeq and is a predicted model, not a curated record.
UUGCAUUCCAACUAGCAAGUGCGAUAGCAUGUAUGCAUAAAUGUGAUGUUAUUCAUUGUGAUUUGCAUGCUGACAAUGUAUUUGUACACCAGAAAAAGAUAAAACUGACAGAUUUUGGGUUAUCAAGAAAGAUUACCGCAUCAAGUAGUAAUCCAAAUACGUUUGGCUUGAUACCUUAUAUCGAUCCAAAAAGGUUAAAAGAUCGGCAAAAUUAUAAAUUAAAUAAAAAGUCUGAUGUAUAUAGUGUUGGUGUUCUAAUGUGGCAAAUUUCAAGUGGAUAUCAACCAUAUAGAAAUGAAAAUUAUGAUGUAAGUUUGGCCAUAUCAAUAAUAAAUGGAAGAAGAGAAAAAAUUAUUGAUGGAACUCCUGCUGAAUAUAGUAAAUUAUAUACAGAAUGUUGGAAAUAUGAACCACAUGAGCGUCCAAACAUGCAAGAUAUUGUUUCAACUCUUAAAGCUUUGAUUUCUCCUGAUCAAAAUAAGCCUGAGAGCAAUUCGAGUUUGGUAUCUGUUGCCCAACCAAAAAUGCCAGAUGGCAAAUCAAAACCAAGAAAUACCAAGUCAAAAGAACAAGAAAAGUUUAAUACUCAAUACUCGAAAGAGAAAGAGAUAUACAUUGUUGGUAGUAGAAGCAUACUAUUUAGUUUUUUUAAAUCAGAAUUUACAAAAUUAGAAGGUUCCUUAGAAAUAGAAGGCUUUGAAAAUUUAGAAAUUAUUAAUCUGAAGGACCUUAAGUUAAAUAGUUUAAAAAUAAAUGAUUGUUCUCAACUUAACAAGGUUGACUUGUCUGAACUUACUAAACUUACGAGUUUAUAUGUAAGAGAUUGUCCAAACCUAACUACGGAUGAUUGUUCAUUAAUUGGGUUAACCAGUUUGAAAAGUUUGAAAAUAAUCAAUU